Messenger RNA from Colletotrichum higginsianum IMI 349063, 759 nucleotides. RefSeq lists its product as uncharacterized. The transcript has a single exon. The record is from RefSeq and is a predicted model, not a curated record. Bases 1 to 759 code for a protein of 252 amino acids. Lineage: Eukaryota; Fungi; Ascomycota; Sordariomycetes; Glomerellales; Glomerellaceae.
AUGUCCUCUCAAUCCGAUAAAGAAAUGCUCCUAGGCGGAGAGAAAAGAGAGCAACAGGACCUCGAGUCGAGCAUUUUUAGUGGGAGCAUGGAACUUGAUCACGAUGAGGUCGCGGGAUUCUCCAGGCGAGGCUCACGAGCUGGUCGCUUCUUGAACCUCCCAUGGUGGAAGGUCUUAGUCGCGCUUCUGGCCAUCUGGGGCUUCAUAGACCUGGUUAGGGUCGUGAUCAGGCUCGCUCAGCAACUUCCAGCGGCAAAGACGGAUCACGGCGACCUUUCGUGGUACUGUAGACGGGAUUGCGGCAAAUCACUCGAGGAGGCAGAGCCCAAGGGCUGUGUGUGGGAUGAGCUCGAAUUCCGCUUCACCCACCCCGAAUGCACCAACUUGGAGGUCCAGCAAGACUUUCUCAGUGCCGGUCCCGGCCCCGACGGAACAUGGCUGUACGCUAUCGAUGUGGACUGGACGCAUGGCGCAGAGAGCCAUGGCAACAUCAACAACGGCAACAUGCACAUCAUAGACUCCAAAGAGCUGGUCAAACUGGUCAAGCCCGGCCUGACGGUGUGGCACUCGAAUCUCUGGCACAUUUCUCACUGCCUUUGGUACUGGAAGAAGGUGUCUUUAAGCCGCUUUGACGGCACACUGUUGCCUAUGGCGAGGGCAGAGGAAGCUGAGCAUUCGUACCACUGCACGCGAAUGAUCAUCAACUACCUGAGGAAGAAGCACCUGACGGACCAGUUCAAGACGAGCUUCAGCUUCUGA